UUUCUGUUCAACCUGAGAAAGCAGAGAGAUGCACGGGGGCAUCGACCUCCUCCUCCUCCUCCUCCUCCUCCUUCUUCGCACUUCCUCUGUGCUCUGCAUUUCGCAACCGAAAGAAAAACCUAACGCCGGCGAUCGCGGCAAAGCUCGGGCAGCGCGGGAGCGAGAGAGAGAGAGAGAGAGAGAGAGAAUGGGGAAUUGGUUCUUCAAGGAGCCGCCGCCGCCGCCGCCGGUGGUGCUCGUGCCGCCGCUCUUCGACUUCCCCCCUCUCGCUGCCCGCACCAGAAUGUUGGAGUCCUCGUACAAUUUGUUAUUCGGGAAGCUUGCUCUUAAAUGUUUGUUUGACGACUAUUUUGAGGAUGCAAGACAUUUCAGCACAAGAGUAAUGUUAAAGCCAAUUGAUGAUCCUCAUGUGGAUUUGGUGGCAACGGUUUCCGGUCCAUUAGAUCAUAAACCAGAAGAGCAAAUUGUAGGAAAUGCAAUAUUUCGAUGGCAAAGUGAUGUGGAUGAUCCUCAUACCUUCGUGGAUCUCUUCGUAUCAAACUCUGAUCCGAACUUGCAGGUGAGAUCAUGUGCUUACUAUCCUAGAUUUGGGUUUGGAGCUUUUGGCAUUUUCCCUUUGCUUUCGGCGAGGAGCAGAGCAUCGUCAGAAGAUUAUGGUGUUGUGGGCUUGAGAUAUGGCUCAGGAAAUUUAUCCAUGGGUGCCACUUUGAUGCCAUUCUCUGUGAAGGAUGAGCUGCCGAGGACUGCGUGGCUGGUGAGCAAAAUGGGAAGACUAACUGCUGGACUGCAGUACGAGCCACUAUAUGGGAAAGAAGACAUUGCAAAAUAUAAGAACUUGCAGAACUGGAGUUGUGCAAUUGGCUAUGGAGGAGGAUCGGGCAGUCCCUUGAGCCCUUCCUUCAAUUUUAAUCUUGAACUUGCAAAGAGUUCCCAGUUCAUUGCCUCAUUUUACCAACAUGUGGUGGUCCAGAGAAGGGUGAAGAACCCCCUUGAGGAAAAUGAAGUCGUUGGAAUCACGAAUUAUAUUGACUUUGGUUUUGAAUUACAAACAAGGGUCGAUGAAGCCCAAACGUCAAAAAACAAUUCGGAGUCUACAUUUCAAGUUGCUGCGUCAUGGCAGGCCAACAAGAACUUCUUGUUGAAGGGUAAGAUCGGUCCUCUAAGUUCAUCAAUAGCAUUAGCAUUCAAGUCAUGGUGGAAACCUUCCUUUACUUUCAGCAUUUCAGCUACUCGAGAUCGUUUGACUGGAUCGAACUCCUGUGGGUUUGGUAUUCGUGUCGAGCAUCUAAGAGAAGCCAGCUACCAGAGAGCCGAUCCAAAUUUCGUGAUGCUGACUCCAAACAAGGAGCACCUAGCGGAGGGCAUGGCGUGGAAGACGGGGAAAAGACCGAUGCUGCAGUCCGAUGUCAAGGCUGGAAAUUUCGAGGGCCUACCAAAGGAAUUGAGACCCUUUGAGAAGAUUUUAUAGUUUAUGCUUUUUCUCGUUUCUAUUCCCUGAUCGAGCCACCUUUUUCUUCACUAUUCGGUUAAUAUUAGAUCGAGGGAUUCUCUCGAGGCUGUGUAGUGGCAAAAUGUUCCAGACGUUUCAAGACUGGAUAAACCAUCUUUUCAUCUGAUGCUGUUACCCUCGCAUCGCACGCA
Messenger RNA from Syzygium oleosum, 1641 nucleotides. RefSeq lists its product as uncharacterized. The record is from RefSeq and is a predicted model, not a curated record. The coding region runs from base 29 to 1468 and encodes 479 amino acids. The transcript has 14 exons. NCBI's taxonomy places the organism in Eukaryota, Viridiplantae, Streptophyta, Magnoliopsida, Myrtales, Myrtaceae.